Molecule: messenger RNA, 460 nt
Organism: Gongylonema pulchrum
Lineage: Eukaryota; Metazoa; Nematoda; Chromadorea; Rhabditida; Gongylonematidae
Source: the annotation of a GenBank genome assembly
GUACUGGUGAGUCGGGCAAGUCGACGUUUAUCAAGCAGAUGCGCAUCAUUCAUGGGAAUGGUUAUUCCGAUGAGGAUAAACGUGCUCACAUCCGCCUCGUCUAUCAGAACAUUUUCAUGGCAAUUCAGGCCAUGAUUCGUGCCAUGGAUACGCUCAAUAUUCCCUAUGGCGAUCAAUCUUCCGAAUUGCAAGACAAAGCGAACGUAGUACGGGCAAUAGAUUAUGAGAAUGUGACAUCAUUCGAAGAGCCAUACGUUAGUUAUAUAGAAGAUUUAUGGAACGAUUCCGGUAUCCAGGAGUGCUACGAUCGACGAAGGGAGUACCACUAUCUCUCCGAUUUGAGGAGGCUAGCAGCACCCGAUUACUUGCCUACAGAGCAGGACAUUCUUCGUGUUCGUGUUCCCACUACCGGUAUCAUCGAAUAUCCCUUCGAUUUGGAGCAAAUCAUUUUCAGGUAAUU